This is a messenger RNA of Adelges cooleyi (spruce gall adelgid), 4610 nucleotides long. RefSeq lists its product as uncharacterized. Lineage: Eukaryota; Metazoa; Arthropoda; Insecta; Hemiptera; Adelgidae. Gene Ontology annotation, cellular component: cytosol. The transcript has 10 exons. Gene Ontology annotation, biological process: tRNA methylation. The annotation marks the transcript as partial. The record is from RefSeq and is a predicted model, not a curated record.
CAAAAACUUUUCGUGGCAAUCAUGUUAUCCCGAAACCAGAAGGAAAAGUUAAGUUGAGAGUAUGACUGAGAAGUGUUCGACGUAUUGUUUUUUCGGCAGGUGAAACAUUUUGACAGAAAAUACAGCUACUUACAAUUUAAAGAAAAAAUGGAAAAAGAAGGUUAUGAACCUUUAAACGAAAAGGAUAAUUAAGCCGUUUUUUUUGUUGCAAAAAUAGUGUAUUAGAAAAUUGAAAAUUAAACAUAUUAGACCACAAUAUGGCUGAUGAAAGAUUAAAUAAAAUUAGUUUAGAAAUCCUUGAAAAUAUCCUUCAAAAUAAUAUUUCAAACUUAAAUGAUAUAAACAAUUUGUUGAAAACAUUAGUGAAUCAACAUAAGGAAUUAUUUCCUGCAAAUAAUUAUAUUUGUAAAAAUGCUUUAAAAAACAUCCAUCAUCAACUUAUAAAUGUUGUUGCUUUUAAAAGUUGUCCACCUGAUUAUCAACAAGUAAUUCCACAAAUUCUUUAUCAAACACUUUACUUAAUUUAUCAAGCGGACUCAAUAGUUAAAUUGAAUGUACCCAAUGAAAAAGUGGAUUUAUUUAAUGUUUUUGUUACUGUUUACAAUGUAGAUGUACAUUAUCCUCACAAUAUUAACUUUUGUUGUAUGGAUAAACAUUUUCUACUUCCUUCUAAAAACUAUAGUCAAUAUUGUUUGCAAGUACAUAUUGGUGCUAUAAAAUGCCUAUGUUCAAAAAAUCAAUUAAAUUAUAUUGUCAACACUUUUGAAGAUGUAUGCGUUCUAUGCUAUAGUAAUCCUGAUAUAACAUUAGAUGCUUUAAAACAUUUAACAGAAUGUGUAUCUAUUAUAACAAAGGAACAAUGGAAAAAGCUGUCACAUCAUGUUUUCAGAGUUCUUAUGGGUCUCAUGACACAUCAUUUACCUACAAUUCAUGAACAAUGUAUUUUAUUAUUUAAACAAUGCAUUUAUCUAGAAGAUAUAAAUUACUUAAUGAACAUUAUAAUGUCAGAUAUAUCAUGGUCACUAAGAAUUAAAUAUUACAUGUUAGCUGAGAUAGCUCCAGUUUACGGUAUUAAAAAGAUUUUAAAUACAUAUAAAGAAUUGCCAGUAUCAUUAUGGAAAUGUUUGAAUGAACCUUUUUUACUAUCACCAUGCAUUAGUUUAUAUAAGGUAUUUAUUAAGUAUUUAAAUGAAGAAGAUUUUUCAACAAUGAUGAUUUUGCCAAUUUUGAAUUUAAUUUUAAAUAAAAACAUAACCGAAUUAGCAAAGUUUAAUUUUGUAACAUAUUUAUUACCUGAAAUGAAAUUAAAACACUUAGACAGCUUACUGUUGUUGUAUAAAGAGAUUUCUAAUGAGCCAAAACCAGAUUUGUAUCUUCAAAUAUCUAUAAUAAAAAGUGUACAAGCUCAAAAAGUUAAUAUUGAUAACCUCAAUAAAAUAUUAAACAUUUCAUUGUACUCAAGCAACACUAAAGUAAGAGCUGAAGCUUUUACCAUUUUGUGCAACUCAAAGAUAUCACCCCAAGUAUUGGAACAGAUUUAUGAAUUUAUUAAUGAUAAUUUAAAUAGUGAUUGCUCAAACUUACGAAAUAAACUAAUUUCUGGAAUAGAAUGUCUAUUACGUACAAGUAAAAAGCCAUGUGAUCUAAUGAUACAGUUAAUCAAUCGUAUUCAUGCACUGAUUAUUAAUAAUUUGAAAUGUGGUUUAAAUUAUCAAAGAAAGAUAACAUCUUUAAAAAUGUAUUCAGUCAUUCUCAAGCAUUAUAGAAGUCAAAAUUUUAUGACUCCAAAAUGUAGGAAAUUGCUUUUUGAAAAUUUAUUAGAUUCUGAUGAUAUUAGAAGAAAAAGUAGUGAAUUGUUAAUUUCAUAUUUCACUGUUACAUUAGAAGAUAAAGAAUUGAUGAAAAAUUGGUUGAAGCUUGGAUUAAGUCUUUGUAAUGAUCCAGUAUUUUAUAAAAAUGAAAGUGGUUCAAUUAUAAUUUACACAAUAACUAUUCUCAUGUACAAUUCUGGAUUGAAGAUAAAUGUAUUUGACAUAAACUUUCGUAACAUUUCUUCCUAUUUAUUGGAAUUAGCUCAAAAACAAGUAAUCAAAUUAAAACAUAGUUUUGUCGACAAUGUUAUAAAUAGUACUCUUUACGGAUUACUCAACACUAUAAAUAAUUUAACAUUUGAAAAAAAUUGUCCAAAAAUGGAAAAGUUAACCGAAGUUGAAAUUGAAUUACUAUUGAAUUUAAUUGAUAGCAAUCUAAAACUUAUGUUGGAUACUUUAGCUUCUAAAAUGGAGGAAGAAGAAAAAUGUAUUGCCCCUUCCUUUGCACAAAUGGAAAUAGCGUUGAGUAGUCUUUCUGAAUCUAAACAAGACAAUAAACAAACACCAACAAACAUGUUUCUUCUAAAUUUUAUUUGGAUUAACAUUAAAAUAUGUUGUGAUGUUGCUAGUAAAUAUGCGAUUAUGUUGGCUGAUAAAAAUAAUUAUCGAAAUAAUCAUAUCGAAAGAUGUGCUAAUAUGAUAGUUAAUGUAUUAAUAAUGUGUAGACAUAAAGGCGCUAUGGAGGCUACUUGUAGAUCUUUGGGUAUGUUGAUAAAAAAUUGGAAAGAAUCCUCUAGUUGGUGUCACCAUAUGUUAAAUGAUCAUUUAAGUUCCAUGAAACCUGUAGAUGAAAUUUCAAGAAGAUCAGCUGGAGAACGAUAUCUUAUUCAUGCAAUCGUAACAAAUAAAAAGGAAACCAUACCUUAUUGUAUAAACCAAUUAUUUAAUAUAGCUAAAAAGAAUGUGGCAUUAGAUAUUUAUAUGGACACUAUUGUUGAUCUACCUCAAGCUAAAGCAUUACAUCUGCUUACUGCUAUAGUUUCAAAUUCAACAAUUACAUUAGAAUGUUUGUACCCAUUUAUGGAAGAAUUAGUGUUUUUAUGUAUUGAACAACUUGGUUCCCCACUUUGGACUGUCAGAAAUGCUGCUCUUCAAUUCUUUAGCUCACUUCAAGUAAAACUGAUUGGUCAAAACCGCCUAAACAAUGAUUCUUGGCUUUCUCAUUUACCUCUAGAACCUUUGUUGUAUCAAUUUCCGCAGAUGAUGUACCGGUUACAUUUUCUAUUGGCUCAAACAGAUAAAAGUCUAUCAAGUCAAAGUCAACUUAUACCUUUAAUGUCAUUGCUUAAAGGUGUUAAACUACAAUCAUGGUCUUUACUGUCAACUGAACAUAAACAAUUUGUACAAAACCUUCGCCAAAGUUUAAGUACUACUGGAUUUUCAACAGAAAUAUAUACAGUUCGAAAUAUGGCAGCUCAAGCUUAUGUUAACAUAAUACAAAGAGAUGAACAAUUUUCAACACUAAAGUGGGUCGGUAGUGAAAUUAAAAAGGUGUACCAAGAUGUUCAUUCAUCGCAACUUUGUUCAAAUCAAGUUCAUGGAUUUACUUGUUUAUAUAAGUAUCUUAACAACUUAUAUUUCUUGGAAUUUAAUCAAGAGUAUGAUGUUAUUAUUAUUCCCAAUGAUAGUAUGCCACCUUUGUGCAAGUCAAUUUACAUAUCAAUGAAUCGUAAUAUAACUAGCCCUUUUCCUUGUAAAUCGGUUAUUGGUUAUAGCCAGGUAAAAGAUUUAAUGAUUAAAAACGAUAUAUCAAAUUCAUCAGAUGUUAUAAACCUUGUAGAGCAUUAUAUGAAUUCUGAUGAGAAUACAACUAUAAACUUUCUUCAAUGUUUUAUAAACAGCCAAAACACAGACGAAAAAGUUUUAAUAAAACAAUUUAUUCAUUAUCUAGAAUUAAUUAACAAUAACAAAAUUUUUAAAUUGGUUUUCUUAAAUAUUGAUAAUUUAUUAAAUAAAAAUGUUGAAGACUCUUUCAGAAUUGACUUAAAGAAUGCAUAUUUUAUUAAAAUAUUUGAAAAGUGUUUAUCUCAUAAAGAAAAGGAUUUAAAUGUUAUGCUUCCUGUUUUAAGUUGGUUGUGUCCCAUUGAGGUCUGUCCGACAUUGUUACCAUAUGUAUGUAAACACAUUGAUAGCGAUAUUUAUGAUUCAUUUGAUCGUUUUAAUUUUGCACGAUCUCUAUAUUACUUUACAAAUUUUAAAGAUGAUAUUAGAUUAUGGAAAGCUGUUGUAAUAUUGUUACAAGAUGAAGAUUCUAAUGUGCGUACAGAAAUAACAAGAUUUGUUAACCGCUUGUGCUAUAACCAGUCUUAUACACUUAAUCCUUACUUUUGCUUAACAAAAAUGUUUCAACUUUCAACAGUUCAAAUGAUGAUGUGUUUAAAAUCUGCAUUUUUAUGUUUUUGGAACUCUAUGUCCAUAAUUGAGCAGCGAAAAAAUCACGAUGAGACAAUAAAUCCAUUUUUUAACGAUCAAUCAAAUGUGUACCAAGAACAGACACAUAUAAUUAUUCUUGCUUUUGAUGGCCUCAAACAAUUAAUUUAUUCAUUUAACGACAAUGAUUAUUUUAAAGACACAAUUUCAGAACUUUUAAAUAAAUUGAAAUAUGAUUUAGACAAUUUUAAAUGUGUGUUUGUUGACAAUAACCUGAAGAUUCUAGAUACAUUUUGUUUUAUAAAUUUAUUAAAAUUGUAUUAUAAAAAGGAAAUUAUAAAAAUGUUAAACUUAAGUGAUUAUUUAAAC